This is a messenger RNA of Pantherophis guttatus, 6228 nucleotides long. The record is from RefSeq and is a predicted model, not a curated record. NCBI's taxonomy places the organism in Eukaryota, Metazoa, Chordata, Lepidosauria, Squamata, Colubridae.
UCCAACCAAGAUGUCGGCGCUGGCCGUGGCGACCGCGGCGGCUGCCACCGCGGCCGCCGUCACCGCCGCGCGCUCCGAGAGGCAAGGCAGCCCGGCUUCGUCGCGGGGCUUCUACUUCAACACGGUGCUGUCGCUCGCCCGCUCGCUGGCCGUCCAGAGACCCGCCCCGCUCGAGAAGGUCCAAAAACUUCUGUGCAUGUGUCCCGUGGAUAUCCAUGGGAUUUUUCAGCUGGACGAGCGUCGCAGAGAUGCCGUGAUUGCACUGGGAAUUUUUCUCAUAGAAUCUGACCUGCAGCACAAAGAUUCACUUAUCCCUUACCUACUCCGGCUACUGAGGGGCCUUCCCAAAGUGCAAUGGAUUGAAGAAAGCAAUUCGCGAAAAGGCCGAGGCACCCUUCCAGUCGCAGAAAACUUCAGCUUCUGUUUGGUGACCUUGCUCUCCGAUGUGGCCUACAGAGAUGCGUCUUUAAGAGAGCAGGUUUUGGAGCCAAUUUUACAAGUGAUGCAAGUUCUCUUGGGGAUGUGUCAAUCUCCGCAGAUCCAGGAUAAAGAAUAUUUGUGCAAAUACGCCCUGCCUUGCCUGAUUGGAAUAUCCCGAGCGUUUGGUCGCUACAGCCACUCAGAAGAGGCUCUGCUGUCCAAGCUUUUCCCCAAAGUGAGCCCCCAUUCCCACCGGGCCUCCAGCGAACUGGAUGGGAUACGGAGGCGUUCCUUCAAUGACUUCCGCUCCAUCCUUCCCAACUCCCUGCUGACCGUCUGCCAAGAAGGAUCUUUGAAGAGGAAAACGAGCAGCAUUUCCAGCAUCACACAGGUCAGCCCUGAUCGUGGGAUCCCCCUGCCCGGUUCUCCAGGAGGAACGGCUAUGCAGUAUUUUGAAGGUUCCUAUCUGCCGGAUGGGAGCGCUGUCGAUCCCGAAUAUUAUUUCUCCACCAUCAGCUCCAGUUUCUCUGUUUCGCCCCUCUUCAAUGGGAUCAGUAACAAGGAGUUUAACAUUCCGCUAGAAAUGCUUCGCCAGUUGUUGAACAUGGUCAAGCAAAUCGUUGGGGAUUCGGUUCUCAAAAACCUGGAUGCAGUGGUGACUGAAGUUAUUGAGGCCAAUCCGCACGUCGAGCUCUUCUACAAAAUGUUCAGCGACCCUCUCUACGUUGCUCAAUUCAAAAUGCUGAGAGACACCCUGUACCAUAUGAAAGAUCUUCCCAACUCUUUUGUGAAAGAAAUUCACGAUUUCGUGCUGGAACAAUUCAACACCAGCCAGCCGGAGCUUCAGAAACUCCUUCACGAAGUCGAUAAAUUGCACAACGAGCUGAAUCCGCUGAAAUUGCGUUGCCAGGCGAACGCCGCCUGCGUGGAUCUCAUGGUUUGGGCUGUGAAGGAUGAGCAAGGAGCAGAAAACCUCUGCAUCAGAUUAUCCGAAAAGUUGCAGUCCAAGACCUCCAGCAAAGUCAUCAUCGCCCACUUGCCUCUCCUGAUCUGCUGCUUACAGGGUCUCGGCCGCUUGUGCGAGAGGUUCCCCGUGGUGGUUCACUCGGUCAAUCCGUCUUUGCGGGAUUUCCUUGUGAUCCCUUCUCCAGUCCUGGUGAAAUUGUACAAAUAUCACAGCCAGUUCCAAACAGGCACCAACGACAUCAAGAUCAGCAUCACCAACGAGCACGCCGAGUCUACGUUGAGCGUCAUGUCGGGCAAGAAAAACGAAUCCUCCAUGUACGAACAGCUCCGGGACGUUGCGAUCGAUAACAUCUGCAGGUGUUUGAAAGCCGGUCUGACCAUCGAUCCCGUCAUCGUUGAAGCCUUCUUAGCCAGUUUAUCGAAUCGUCUCUACAUCUCCCAAGAAAGUGAUAAGGAAGCCCACCUCAUUCCAGACCACACAAUCCGUGCGCUGGGCCACAUAGCAGUGGCUCUGAGGGACACCCCCAAAGUGAUGGAACCCAUUCUCCAGAUCUUGCAGCAGAAAUUCUGCCAGCCACCGUCUCCUCUUGACGUGCUCAUCAUCGACCAGCUGGGCUGUUUAGUUAUCACCGGAAAUCAAUAUAUUUACCAGGAGGUGUGGAAUUUGUUUCAGCAGAUCAGCGUGAAAGCAAGCUCCAUUGUAUACUCGGCGACUAAAGACUAUAAAGAUCACGGAUACAGACACUGUUCCUUAGCUGUUAUUAAUGCCCUGGCUAACAUAGCUGCCAAUAUACAGGAUGAACACCUUGUGGACGAGCUGCUGAUGAAUUUGUUGGAACUUUUUGUGCAGCUGGGGCUGGAAGGAAAAAGGGCCAGCGAGCGGGCAAGUGAGAAAGGGCCGGCGCUGAAGGACAUCCAUAAGGACCAACCGUAUUAUGACAUUCCAGAUGCCCCAUAUAGAAUUACUGUUCCUGAUACCUACGAAGCUAGAGAGAGCAUUGUUAAGGAUUUUGCUGCCCGGUGCGGCAUGAUCCUCCAAGAGGCCAUGAAAUGGGCACCUUCAGUCACCAAAUCCCACCUGCAGGAAUAUUUGAACAAGCACCAGAACUGGGUGUCUGGCCUGUCCCAGCACACAGGGUUGGCCAUGGCAACCGAGAGCAUUCUCCACUUUGCGGGCUACAACAAGCAAAACACAACCCUAGGGGCCACUCAAUUAACCGAAAGGCCCACCUGCGUGAAGAAAGAUUACUCCAACUUCAUGGCUUCCCUGAACCUGCGCAAUCGCUACGCUGGAGAAGUUGCCGGGAUGAUUCAAUACUGCAACGCCACAGGACGGUCAUCGGACCUGAAUAAACUCAUGGUCAAGCAACUCAGCAAUGCCCUGGAAGCUGGCCAAGCAGAGAGCUAUACCCAGGCGAUGUUUAAGAUGACCGCCUUGUUGAUAAGCAGCAGAGAAACCGAUUCCCAGCUCUUACAUCACCUCUGUUGGGGCCCUCUGCGUAUGUUCAACGAACUGGUCAUGCAGACUGCCCUUGCUUGCUGGGAGUGGCUGCUGGCCGCUAAGAACGGCAUAGAAGUCCCGUUCAUGAGAGAGAUGGCUGGGGCUUGGCAAAUGACGGUGGAGCAGAAAUUUGGCGUCUUCUCCACCGAGCAGAAAGAAGCCGAUCCUUUAGCCGCCUCCGAAGAGAGCCAACCGAAACCGUGUCCACCGGAGGUCACCCCACAUUACAUCUGGAUAGAAUUUUUGGUGCAGAGAUUUGAAAUCGCCAAGUACUGCAGCUCGGAUCAAGUGGAGAUCUUCGGCAGCUUACUCCAGAGGUCCCUGUCUUUGAAUAUCGGCGGAUCGAAGGGGAGCAUGAAUCGCCACGUGGCAGCCCUCGGACCCCGUUUUAAGCUCUUAACGCUGGGACUGUCUCUGCUGCAUGCCGAUGUCAUCCCAAACGCAACGAUUCGCAAUGUCUUGAGAGAGAAGAUCUAUUCCACAGCUUUUGAUUACUUCAGUGCCGCCCCCAAGUGUCCAACUCAAGGAGACAAGAGGCUGCGCGAGGACAUCAUCGUCCUCAUCAAGUUUUGGACGGCAAUGUUCUCCGACAAGAAAUACUUAACCGCCAGCCAGCUUGUGCCUCCAGAUAACCAAGAUACCCGGAGCAAUCUCGACAUCACCGUGGGGUCCCGACAGCAAGCUACCCAGGGAUGGAUCAACACCUACCCUUUAUCCAGCGGCAUGUCGACCAUCUCCAAAAAAUCAGGAAUGUCUAAGAAGACGAAUCGAGGCACUCAGCUCCACAAAUACUACAUGAAAAGGAGAACUUUGCUCCUCUCACUUCUGGCUACGGAGAUUGAGCGCCUCAUCACUUGGUAUAAUCCUCUUUCGUCUCCGGAACUGGAGCUGGACCAAACGGGCGAGAACAGCGUUGCCAACUGGCGGUCCAAAUACAUCAGCCUGAGUGAGAAGCAGUGGAAGGAUAACGUGAAUCUGGCCUGGAGCAUCUCCCCUCACCUUGCGGUGCAGCUUCCCACCAGAUUUAAAAACACAGAAGCAAUUGGGAUGGAGGUCACCCGUCUGGUUCGCUUGGACCCUGGAGCUGUGAGUGACGUGCCGGAAGCCAUCAAGUAUCUUGUUACUUGGCACACCAUCGAUGCCGAUGCUCCAGAGCUCAGCCACAUCCUGUGCUGGACCCCCACCGACCCACCGACGGGCCUCUCCUAUUUCUCCAGCAUGUAUCCUCCUCAUCCUUUGACAGCUCAGUACGGGGUGAAAGUGCUCCGAUCUUUCCCGCCGGAUGCUAUUCUAUUUUACAUUCCGCAGAUUGUGCAGGCUCUUCGAUACGACAAGAUGGGUUAUGUCAGGGAGUACAUCCUCUGGGCAGCUUCCAAGUCCCAGCUGCUGGCUCACCAGUUCAUUUGGAAUAUGAAGACCAACAUCUACCUGGAUGAAGAGGGACACCAGAAAGACCCUGAUAUUGGGGAACUCCUGGAGCAGCUCGUCGAGGAAAUAACCGGCUCGUUGUCUGGUCCAGCAAAGGAAUUUUACCAACGGGAGUUUGACUUCUUCAACAAAAUCACCAACGUUUCCGCCAUCAUCAAGCCUUAUCCUAAAGGCGAAGAGCGAAAAAAAGCUUGUUUGAACGCUUUAUCUGAAGUGAAAGUGCAACCCGGUUGCUAUUUACCAAGCAAUCCAGAAGCGAUUGUUCUGGAUAUCGACUACAAGUCGGGAACGCCUAUGCAAAGUGCUGCCAAAGCCCCUUACUUGGCCAAGUUCAAGGUGAAGAGGUGUGGAGUGAGUGAACUUGAAAAAGAAGGCCUGCGUUGUCGUUCAGAUUCCAUAGAUGAAAGCGGAGAAGACGGGAGGGAGAGUAAGAAGAUUUGCUGGCAGGCCGCCAUCUUUAAAGUGGGCGAUGAUUGCAGGCAGGACAUGUUGGCCUUGCAGAUCAUCGAUCUGUUCAAAAACAUAUUUCAGCUGGUGGGCCUCGACCUCUACGUCUUUCCCUACAGAGUGGUGGCCACCGCUCCUGGGUGUGGCGUCAUCGAAUGCAUUCCAGAUUGUACUUCCCGUGAUCAGCUGGGCAGACAGACCGAUUUCGGCAUGUACGAUUACUUUACUAGGCAGUACGGAGAUGAAUCAACCCUGGCCUUCCAGAAGGCUCGCUACAACUUCAUCCGCAGUAUGGCUGCGUACAGUCUUCUGCUGUUCCUCUUGCAGAUUAAAGACAGGCAUAAUGGCAACAUCAUGCUGGACAAACAUGGACAUCUCAUUCACAUUGAUUUUGGAUUCAUGUUCGAAAGUUCUCCCGGUGGAAACCUGGGUUGGGAACCGGACAUCAAGCUGACGGAUGAGAUGGUCAUGAUCAUGGGAGGCAAGAUGGAAGCCACGCCUUUCAGGUGGUUCAUGGAGAUGUGCGUCAGGGGCUACCUGGCCGUCAGACCUUACAUGGACGCCGUGGUUUCUUUGGUUACUUUGAUGUUAGACACAGGACUGCCCUGUUUUCGGGGACAGACCAUCAAACUCUUGAAGAACAGGUUCAGCCCCAACAUGACGGAGCGAGAAGCUGCCAACUUCAUCAUGAAGAUCAUUCAGAAUUGCUUCCUCAGCAACAGGAGCAAGACCUAUGAUAUGAUCCAGUACUACCAAAACGAUAUUCCUUACUAAAACGGGGGAGGAGAAGCACCACGAUCGCUUCCCCUCCCUCCUUGACCUCGAAAGGUGAAUUUCUGAGAUCGCUGUCUCCUGCCCUUCGAAGCAAGCCCUGUGUACGCCCGCGUUUGCAUGCCAACCCGGGUGUCCCCCGUGGUAGCGGAUACCGCAACAAUCAACCAACAUCUUAGCUCGUGCCUUUCGUCUUUGCUGGGAUCCUCAACGUGGCGUCUCCGUGAUCUAGAAAUUAGCCGCCGUUCGUAAUCUCGUAAAAAUCCUGUUGGACUUGUGAAGACGGGCAAAUUUGAAACCUUCGGCGGAUGUCAGGCAUAGUCGGGGGGGAGCACCCCUUCUUGGCUUGUCUCUCAAAGCCAGAAUCUUUUGACGCGGUUGUUCUAGAGAAUCGGAUGCAAACAAGGCGCUCUAGAAUUAUAGCACAGAGCGGCGGAAGAAAAGAUGGCUCUGGCCGUAAAUGCUGUAGAAAUUGUAAGGAUAAUCAUUUUGCACUUGUCGGUGUGGAAUCGCUUGUGUUUUUGCACUGUAAAUCUCCUCGCUCCAUGGUCAGUAUUUCGUAUUUUUGAGAAGAAUGUAUCCCGUCCCCUCCCACCCUUUUGUGUGGUUUUAAAGAGAGAUGCUCUACUGAAGAGAGGUUAUAUUUAAUCGUUAAAAAAAAAAAAAAAAACCAGAAUAAAAGUUUUAGGAUAUUU